Molecule: messenger RNA, 2726 nt
Organism: Haemorhous mexicanus (house finch)
Lineage: Eukaryota; Metazoa; Chordata; Aves; Passeriformes; Fringillidae
Gene: VCAM1
Product: vascular cell adhesion molecule 1
Exons: 9
Coding region: 364-1908 (514 amino acids)
Biological process (GO): cell-cell adhesion
Cellular component (GO): membrane
Molecular function (GO): integrin binding
Source: RefSeq, a predicted model, not a curated record
GAAUCGCAGUAAAGAGCGACAAGCUAAAGAAGGAAGUCCCAACUCAAAUAAGGAGACAUGAUCUCAGCAAAUAAGGACAUUAUUUAAAGAACUCUGCAGUGAACUUUGCCAGGAGACUCAGUGUAGGAUGAUUUUCUCAAAAUCUUAAUGAAUUCACCCUCAUACAUCUUGGGAAGUUCCUGUGCCUGGAGCCUGAUGGUCUUCCAGAUCCAAGUCACCCUGCUGCUGAUAUCCUGGGUACUGAAAGGCACUUCAGAGGGACAUCCAUGCACCUCAUGACUGAAGAGCAGGGAGGAUGUGGCAAACAGGGAAGUGACUGAUGAACAAGGGUUUUGCAGAGUUGCUGCUGUUAAAGCUUUUGAAAUGGAAAUUAUACCUGCUGAGAGAAUUGUGGCACAGAUAGGAGGCACACUCAUACUCACAUGCAAUACUACUGGCUGUGCAUCACCAAGUUUUUCCUGGAGGACACAGAUGGACAGCCCCCUUGGAGGAGAAGUCAGCAGGCAUGGGACAUAUUCUACAUUGACUAUGAAUCCAGUUAGCAUUGUGAAUUCUCAUUCUUAUCUUUGUACUGUCACAUGUGAUGAGAGAGGGAAAAAGGAGAAGAGUGUCAAAGUUGAACUUUACUCUUUCCCCAGUGAUCCUAUCAUUGAGAUCAGCCCAUCCUUAGUUGCUGGAGAACCAGCCACUGUCAUCUGUAAAAUUCCUGAUGUGUAUCCUUCUGAUCACCUGGAAGUUCUCCUAAAGAAAGAUGAACAUGUUCUUCGUGAGAAAAAUUUUUUUGAAGAUGAGAGCACAAAUACAGAGACCAAAAUUGUGACAUAUACAUAUCAUCCCAUGGCUGAAGAUGCUGGGAAAGAGAUUACCUGUGUGGCCAAGUUACCAAUUGUUGAUAUGGAUUUUGAACCCAAAGAAAGAACAUCUUCUCAGAAACUUAAUGUAAAUUUUGGUCCACAAAAUACUGUCAUUACUGCAUCUCCAGGCAACUCACCAAUGGAAGGAGACUCUCUGAACCUCACUUGUGUCACUCAGAGUAACCCACCAGCACAAAUAGUUUGGAGGAAAUAUUUGGCUGAAGAAAGCAUUCAGCAUCUGAUAAAAAACAAUGUUCUUUUUAUUCCCCGUGUCCAUUUCAAUGAUUCAGGACGGUACAUCUGUGAAGUAAUUAAUCUGGUAACUGCUAAAACAGAGGAAGCAACUGUGGACAUUAUUAUACAAGGUGCUCCAGUCAUUACAAAAUUCUCCAUUGAACCCUCUACAACAGUUCAGGAAGGAGAAAAUGUCUCCAUACAAUGUUCUGCUGAAAGCAACCCUCCUCCCAAUAUUAUUUUAAGGAGAAAAUCUGACAAUGCAGACAUAGGGACUUACAGUGCCAGGAGUAUUCUUCUUCCAUCUGUGAUGUUCCAAAAUGGAGGAGAUUAUGAAUGUGUAGCAGAAAAUAAGUUCGGGAACAGUAAAAGUGAAAUCACACUUAAUGUGAAAUAUGGACCAAAGAACACAGUGAUCACUGUUUUCCCUGCUGCUCUUAAAGAAGGAGAAACUGUUACAAUUAAAUGUACUAGUUCUGGUAAUCCAGCUCCUGUCAUCUCCUGGAAGAAAAAGAAGGCCACUGGGGUAUCUGAGAAAAUUUCUGAAAAUGCAACUAUAACUAUACAGAACUUGAAAAGUCAAGAUCUGGGGCUUUAUGAAUGUGAAGCUUACAAUCAAUUUGGCAAGGAAGAAAAAGCUGUGGAAUUAUAUGUUCCAGCAAGAUUGGAAGGACCAGAUCAGAUGAUACCAUUGAUUAUUGCAUUCUCAUCUGUAGCAGCAGUAGCAGUACCUGCAGUUGCAAUUUUGAUCUACGUGUCAAGACAAGCAAAGAUCAAUGGAUCCUACAGUCUUGUAAAAGCACUCAGGUUGAAAGUUUGAUCAUGUGAAUAUAAGUCUUUAGUUGAUAAUAAGCACAUAUAUUUAUUGCUGUGACUGGUUCUACCCUUCUGUAACAUAUGGUGACAAACAAGUGACUUAAGAACAGCACCAUGUGAUAGCAAAUGGGCUUAUUUUCAUGCUCUGAUCAGUGUUUUGGUAUUUAAAUUAAAGGAAGAGCUAGAGUCCUGACCAAGAAAUUGGUAAACAAUUUCUGUGUUGAAGCAUUCUGAACAAAGAGUUCUGUGAAGAACUAGGUUUGUACAUAGUGUAUAAUUUGUGUUAUAAAUAUGUUCAACUAAAUAUCAGUUUGUAAAACUGAAGUCUUAUUGCAAUUGUACAGAGAAAUUUUGUUAAUUCAAAGAUAUAAAUCAAUAUUCCUUGAGCUGAUCAAGUGAUUUUUAUUUUGUAUUACGCUGCAGCAUGAACGUUUUUUUAAUAUAAUUUGUUUGGUUGUGGUAAUGUUUGGAAAAUAUUCUCUUUUCACUCAUAUUGUCAUAAACUCUAUACCUUCAAUGAAGUUACACAAUCACUGGGCUAUGCAUUUCUAACAAAUUUAAACUAAUUUAAGCCUUUGAGACUCAUUUGCAAAACAUUUUAUUUUAAAAAUUAUUCAAAAAAUGUCUGAGGUUAUAAUCCUGUAAAUUCUAGCAUUGCUAAGGUAUUCUUGCUGGCUUCAAUCAUUCUCAGAUGAAUGUCAGAAUUCCGUUAUUUUGUGAUGAGCCAAAUCACACCUUUCUUGUAAAAUAUAAGGGCAUUGUAAAUAUGCUUUACAGAUUUCCCCUUCAAAAUAAAACUACCAGUAGAUUUCUUUGACUAAA